Messenger RNA from Nomascus leucogenys (northern white-cheeked gibbon), 815 nucleotides. RefSeq names its product translocase of outer mitochondrial membrane 6 (gene TOMM6). Gene Ontology annotation, cellular component: mitochondrial outer membrane translocase complex; mitochondrion. Lineage: Eukaryota; Metazoa; Chordata; Mammalia; Primates; Hylobatidae. The record is from RefSeq and is a predicted model, not a curated record.
GCACGCGUGACGGUUACCGGCUGGAGAGCCGGAGGUGGGACCGGGAGCAGGGGACCGCAGAACAGGGCCGCGCUCCUCCCCUCCUAGAGUUCGUGGACGCGCAGCAGGGGGCCGUCUCUCUUCCGGACGUCGGACUAAGCGAACAGCGCCCCCCAACCGGCCGGUAGCAGCCGGAAGUGCCAGACCGGAGGUGCGUCAUUCAGCGGCGACGCCGAUACGGUUCCACCACCGAGGCCCAUGCGAAGCUUUCUACUAUGGCUUCCAGCGGGGUCCCGGUCAGCGCUGCUGGUUCGGCUAAUGAAACUCCCGAAAUACCAGACAACGUGGGAGAUUGGCUUCGGGGCGUCUACCGCUUUGCUACUGAUAGGAAUGACUUCCGGAGGAACUUGAUACUAAAUUUGGGACUCUUUGCUGCGGGAGUUUGGCUGGCCAGGAACUUGAGUGACAUUGACCUCAUGGCACCUCAGCCAGGGGUGUAGCCAAGUAGACAAAUGGAAUCCUGUGCUGAACCCGAAUCUUCCAAAAAACAGCCUACAAUCUGUGACCACCACAAGAUGUGCCCUGAUGGCAGCUGAAGUUUGAUUCAGAUGGGCACUUUUCUUCCCUUUCCCUGCCUAGUUUCCUUUUGUUCCUUGAGUCCACGCAGAAUUCCAUUCUCUGGUCAGCAGACAGGCUUAAGCUAAAGUAUUGCCUCUAUUCUGUAAAGUUCUGUACAUAGUUCCCAAGCUUCUGCAGGGGGUGAUCUUUGCUCUUGUCCUGAGAAAUAACAGUGCUGUUUUAACAAACAUUUGAAAUAAAUACUGCACACAAAGGCA